CUCUUGUUCAGGAGUGAAAGCUUUGUCUUUGUCUUGUUGCGAAGACUCUGGUCAAGUGACUGAAGAGGAAGGACAAAGUGUGUGCAGCAGGAUAUGACCGAUCCAACUCCACCGCACUUUCUUCUGGUAAAGAUGGUCUCCAAGUCUUCCGUGUGACACUGUUGUAGGAGGUCACUGUUGGAGUUCUUCUUGGGGCCAGAAGAUCCAUCUGACACAUGUAGUGUGGAAUACAGACAGCUUGGCAGUGUCACACUUGGUUAUGUGCCAGCAUUCUGAUCUCUAGAGACGGGUUGGCAGGUCAUAUAGUUUGAGCUUGGUGUGAAGGCUGGACUGAGUCGAUCUCCAAACGUUGUUCAUGGAUCUCAUGACAUUACUGGCCUUGUUCAGUAUGUUCUUGAUGUCAUUCUGUCUGACAAUAAGGUCUGUGCCAUUAGCUGUCCCCGGAGCAGACUCGCUGAAAUCGAGGUUCAUGACCUCAGUCUUCUUCUGGUUUACUUUGCAACAACAGAGAACUCGAUGAAAGCACUCAGAGAAGAAGUAUGAUGUCCCUCUCUACUAAGGACAUCAGUCCUCUACUGUGUAUUCACAUGGGUGAUGUUGCAUAUUGGCCCCGUAUAGUGUAGCUGACAAUGGUCUCAAACAAACACUCUUGGACUGACACUCCAAUUAAAACUCUAAAUUAUGCGAAGUUCUGGAACGCACUGAACCAAAGCAGUCGUGACAAAGAGAACUUCUCUGUCUAACCACUCUAUUCCAUUAGAAGCUGACCCAGUUUUAUUUGGAUGCCGUGCUGACCUGGAACUUCAUGAAUAAUGAAGUGACACAGCGGCGGAGCAAACAGUGAACGGGUGAGCAGCAGGUCCAAAGUUUCCACGCAGCUCCCGUCCCUCGCUCCUUCAGAGACAACUGACAGCAAUCCCUCACAGAGCACGCUCUACAAAGUUAAAACUGUUAAUAUUUUAUCACGCUGAGAAGAAGGUGCAGAAACUGAUGCAUUAUGGAUGGACUCAGAGAGAGGGAGAGAGAGACAGAGAGAGGGAGAGAGAGACAGAAGGGGGAUGAUUCACUUUCUUGUCAGGGUCUCUUUCGUCAGCAGCUGACCUCUGGAAAAUAACCUGGAAAUCUAAAAUGGAUGAUCUUGAAACCCUUUGGAAAAUAGGCAGACAUCAACAUCUCUCUUUCUCCUCCACCUCCUCCUCUUCCUGCUGCUGCUGCUCCUGCUGCUGCUGCUGCCUUAAAUAAAAGAAGAAAAAGAAAGAGAAUGACUAAAGAAAAUGUUGCUUCAUAUCUGUGUGAGAAAGUAAAGAGGCGACAGAGACUCGUUCACUCUGACUUAUCCAGCAACUGUGGGAGAACACAGGAGAUUUAUACAUAUAAUUAUACCGAAGAGAGGAGAGGAGAGGAGAAGAGAGGAGAGGAGAGGAGAGGGCAGCUAGUUGUAGCUUUUUGACUUUUAACUGAGAGUGGCGAAAAGGACAGGAGGGAGUAAAGAGAGAGGAAGAAGAAGAGUUGGGGGAGGAGAGAAGGAGGACGAUGAAGAUGAGGAGCAGAUUGACUCCAGAUGGACUCUCGAUUCAUUAAUGAAAUAUGCACAAGUCUCAGUAAUUCACAACAGGAAGCCCAAAUAUGGACGCGAAGGUGGUCUCCCAGGAAAUGGCAUUACUUAGCAACAUACUGGCAGCUUACAGCUUUGUUGCAGACCAACCCGAGCUGACAGCACUGGUGUUUCUGGGAGGUGUGAGUGUUGGCCUCCUGGUCACGCUCUGUGCCAUUGUCUUCCAGAUACACUGUCGAGCAGACUGCAACUACGGAAACAGUCACAACCCUCGUCACCGUCACAGGCACAGGCCUCAUCGGCAUCACCAUCAUCACAGCUGUCCCCACCAUCGGCCUGAGGACAAUCGUCCAGACAGCACUGCUGUCGUGGUGUCGGAUGGAACGAGGCCUGCCGGCGACAAUGAGUCACAGGACUGGGAUGACACUGCUGACCUGUCAUCACAGCGACGCAGACGCUUCGAGAGGGCUCUGCUUCACGCCACCACGUUCACAUCAGCUGAGGAUUUAGACCACGCCCAGCGGCUUGAAGAGCGGGAGAGGAUUCUCAGAGAGAUCUGGAUGAACGGGCAGCCAGACAUCAAUACUGUCACUCAGAGCCUCAACAGAUAUUACUGACACAGAUUCAGGGAGGCGGGUUGUCAAAGACACAUGAAGAUGAAUUAAAGAUGAAAUAACAGUCAAAUAAAAUGGAUAAAUAAUGAAAUUUAACCGUUGGUCUACACUGCACUGUGACUGAAGAUGACCCGGUCUGGAACUGUUCUAUCUACAGUGUAAACAACAAGGAAAAGACAUGAGCUGUGAUGGUUCAAUCCUCCAGUUCGGGAUGACACUGAUGACACUGUGGAAUAAUCCAUUGGUGACCUUCAGAGGACGGAUUUUCAUUUCUAAUGUUGUAGAAAGAACCACAAAGACAUAAAAGUUAUUUGCAACAACAGCUCUAACAUUAUUGUUGGUUAAAAAAAACAACUGUACAAGGGAUUUUAUAUUUUUAUUCACUGUGUCUGAAUUCAAAUGUUGAUGACGUUUGCACUUUUCUCAAACUUUAAAAAAAAUGCUACAAUCCACCUUAAAUACUCCUCGAAAGAUUUACUUUCAUAUCUAUAAUUAUUAAAAUACUAAUUUCACUUACCCAAAAAUAGAAAUAGAGAAAGUGGGGUAUAAAUAUAUCCCUGUGGUACAUAUGUACAAUUGUCUGAAAAAAACCUUACAUUUUAACCUAAAGGUGAAUCUAGCAUUUUUAAACCUUUUAUAAUGGUACAUAUUUGAAUAAAGCUGGUUGAAAUACAAACAUCUCAAACCUCUGGACAAUGUUUUCAGAACGUUCUCCUUUAGUUGUUCCCUCAACGUUUAGGAAACAUUAGGCCAGACGCCUAAUGACACAGAGGAAAUGUUCUCUAAACGUUCGUUUUUGGUUUGUGUCCAACUAACCUUAGGAGAACCAUGGGCUAACGUUCUUUUAAUGUUCUUGUGUCAGUAGGGUUAGCACUUGUGUCUCACAACAAUUUUAAGCUCUGGUUCAAGUGUGGCCUUCCUGUGUGGAGUCCGCAUGUUCUCCCUGUGUGUAUGUGGAUUUUCUCCCACAUCCUCCCACAGUGAUGUGCAGAGUUUAUAGUGAACUUAUGUUUAAAUGUGAGUGUGAAAGGUUGUUUGUCUGUAUGUUGGCGCUGUUAUCGACACGGAGACAUGUCCAGGUUUUACCAGACUGGCUCCAGCUCCAGCUCGAGUGGCGUCAGGAGCCAAUAACUACAGUAGUAACCACUUUAUAAGAUUAAAUAGAAGGGAAGACUAACACUAUUUGGAAGGGACAUAUGCAAACUGGUGCUUUUAUUGCUGCAACUUUUCUUCACUAAAUAAAAGAGAUGAUUGAGAUAUGGCGGCUGGGAGUAAGGAUAACUAGUCCGAAGCUUCUGCUGUACUUGGGUUCUUUCUGUAGGCUGGAAUCAGGAGCUUAUUAUAGCUGAAAUGCUGUUGCACAUUUUGGACAUCAGGUCAUCUGAGAUGACAGUGCUGCCUUACUUUGUUUGGCUUCUGUGGUAAAUGAAUAAAUCUUUAUUCCUGUG
Solea solea (common sole) is the source of this 3617-nucleotide messenger RNA. RefSeq names its product eva-1 homolog A (C. elegans) (gene eva1ab). NCBI's taxonomy places the organism in Eukaryota, Metazoa, Chordata, Actinopteri, Pleuronectiformes, Soleidae. The record is from RefSeq and is a predicted model, not a curated record. Bases 1627 to 2172 code for a protein of 181 amino acids. The transcript has 6 exons.